Owenia fusiformis is the source of this 1173-nucleotide messenger RNA. Lineage: Eukaryota; Metazoa; Annelida; Polychaeta; Sabellida; Oweniidae. The record is from the annotation of a GenBank genome assembly.
CAAGUCCAUUAUUUUGGUAAGGCAACAUUUUAUUUAUUCAUGACUGAACUUAUAAGUGUACACUAUAAACCACAGUAUGACCUACACCGAAAGAAUGCAAACAGAGUAUUAGGUCGACUGUCUGUUAUUUUACUGCAUGUACAAGUAUUAGUGUUCUGAUAUUCCAAGAGGGGAAGAGUAUUCUUGAAAAUACAGAGAAAGAAGAAAGGAUUUCAGGACUCGGAAACACAUACAUGUUAUACUACAACACUAAUGACUUGGCAGAGAUUUCCAUAGGAAUAUAAUCAGGCAUCGUAGACAUCGUAUCUGCUUCAAUCUCAACUCACAGUAACCCAGCUUCAAUGGCCGAGACAGAGAAUGUGGACGGGCCAAAGAUUGACUUCAGCAAACCUUGGCAAUUUGGUGAUAUCAUUUUUAUCGUAGAAGACAAGAAGAUAUACGCAAACAAGACUAUUCUCUCGAUGUGGAGUCCGGUUAUGGAAGCCAUGUUCCACAGAGAUUUCAAGGAGAAGAAUGCUAUGGAGAUCAAUCUCCCGCAUAAAUCUUACGAAGAAGUCAUAGAAUUCUUGAAAGUGCUGCACCCACCCAACGAGGAAAUCAGUGGUAUACUAUCUGAUUCUCAAGCUAUCGAUUCAGUCUUACACAACUCAUCUUUUGUGGAUCGUAAUCUCAAAAAUUCUGGUUCGAAUAUUACCAAGAUCUUGCCGUUGAUCCAGGAGUACCAAGUGGACAUAUUGAUGAAACGAUGCGAGGACUUGUUAAUGUGUCGAUCUGGAUGCAUACAGAACUAUAUCCUGGCACAAAAAUACAAUCUCCAAAAACUCAAAGACUCAAGUUACGCUUGGUUGAAAAGAACACCUGUUGGGAGGUUAAAACAACAGCCUGAUUUCGAAAAACUUGACCCAGAAGUACUUAUGGAAAUAUUUGCUGAAAAAUGCGAACGAUUUGAAAAAUGUCAAGAUAGUCUACGAGAGGUUAAACAGGUUAUUGAGAGGAAAAAAGUCAAUCCAACAUUUGCCGGCGCCCAUAUGCUUUGUGACACUUGCCAAGACGCACGCGGGCAACAAGUCGAAUGCAUGUCAUGCAUGAAAAAUUGCUGUGAAAAAGUAGUAGACAUUAUCAAACAAAUGGAUCGAUGUUAGCUGUAUAAUUAAAUUAAUUGUUAAGUUAUUU